Messenger RNA from Glossina fuscipes, 852 nucleotides. It is a transcript of the gene EMC7, whose product is annotated as ER membrane protein complex subunit 7 homolog. The coding region runs from base 109 to 837 and encodes 242 amino acids. The record is from RefSeq and is a predicted model, not a curated record. Gene Ontology annotation, cellular component: EMC complex. Lineage: Eukaryota; Metazoa; Arthropoda; Insecta; Diptera; Glossinidae. The transcript has 3 exons. Gene Ontology annotation, molecular function: carbohydrate binding.
CAAAACGUUCGGUUGACAUCAUUAAUUGAAUAGAAAGAAGAGAAAAAAAAAAAUAGAAAAUAUUUGGGGAAGAAAAAUUAAUUUAUUUUUAAAAUUUGCGAAAAAGAAAUGACAUUAAAGAUGAUACUAAUAUUUGGAUUACUUUUUAUUCUAAUAAAUAUGAUAAAAACCGAAACAGUUAUUCAGGAUGAAAUAGUGGAAGAAAUUAACUUGUAUACCAUAGAAGGUAAAGUUUAUCCACCAGACAAUUAUGCAGCCUUGAACUACAAUGACAACGCAGAAACAGUUAGAAGGGGUAGCAAAUGGCAAAUCGACACUUCCAUAUCAAUUAAUGGCGGCGAAUACAAAGGCUUUCUAAGGGAAGACGGUUCAUUUAUUAUUAGCGGCAUUCCGUCCGGCAGUUAUGUAGUCGAAAUUGAUAAUGCUGAUUAUUUCUACGAAGCAGUGCGUGUCGAAAUUAAUCCGAAAGGCAAAUUUCGAGCACGUAAAGUUAAUUACAUACAGCCCUCGCAAGUUAUACAAGUGCCUUAUCCUUUGAAAUUGAAGCCGUUGACGAAAUACCAAUAUUUCCAAACUCGCGAACAAUGGAAGAUAACUGACUUCCUGUUCAGUCCUAUGGUUUUAAUGAUGAUCUUGCCGUUGUUCUUGCUGUUAGUAUUGCCAAAAAUGAUAAAUGACCCUGAGACAAAGAAAGAACUGGAAAGUAUUUCAUUCCCCAAAAUUAACAACGAUAUGCCAGAAAUUAGCGAAAUGAUAACGUCUUUCUUUACUGGCGCGAAACCUCCAGAAAAACCAAAACCCAGCACUUCCAAUAAACAGAACAAAAAAAGAAAUUAGUCUUUACACGUUAAU